Ostrea edulis (European flat oyster) is the source of this 8699-nucleotide messenger RNA. RefSeq names its product ankyrin repeat domain-containing protein 17-like. The record is from RefSeq and is a predicted model, not a curated record. NCBI's taxonomy places the organism in Eukaryota, Metazoa, Mollusca, Bivalvia, Ostreida, Ostreidae. Gene Ontology annotation, biological process: innate immune response. The coding region runs from base 144 to 8306 and encodes 2720 amino acids. Gene Ontology annotation, molecular function: protein binding; RNA binding. Gene Ontology annotation, cellular component: cytoplasm. The transcript has 35 exons.
AUGCUCAUCCGGGACAUUGCAAUGGAACAUUGGUAAUGGCGGUCAAGGUGGCAACUUAGCAUGAGGAGAAUUGCACACCAAGAACAAGUUUGAAACGAUUGAAACGUAACACUUUAAUGUUUUUGAGAUAAAAUUUGACCGUAAUGAUGCAGAAUGUUACCUCAGAUGAAAAUGUUUCAACAAAUAAAAACAUUAGAACUGUCGAAAUCGAGCAAGGUAGUCAGACAGUAUCGUAUCCAUCGUUAGAGAAAAACGAAACCAUACAAUCCUCGCAGUCGACUUUUGGACCAGACCUAAGUGAUGACGAUGAGGUGUCUGAUGUUGGUUCAUUUAUUAUGGAUCAUGACAUUGAUGAAGAAGACCAGGACAUUGAGCCAAAAUUUCUUCUGCCCACGGAAGGACUAGAGGCAUCCAACAUUCCUUCUAUAGACCCAGAAACUCACGCCAGACUAGAGGCAUUACUGGAGGCAGCAGGCUUAUCUUCAGGUAUAGGAAAACUGUCAACAGCAGAUGGGAAAGCCCUGACAGACCCGGAAGUCUUAAGGAAACUGACGUCCUCGGUCAGUUGUGCCUUGGAUGAAGCAGCUCAAGCCCUGCACAGAAUGCGAGCAGAGCAGCAGGGACAAUUGCCAGGCACAGAAGGUUCCAGGUCCCUAGCCGAGGCCUGCAGUGAUGGGGAUGUACCAACUGUUCGCAAACUGUUGCACGAAGGAGGAAGUGUACAUGAAACCACUGAGGAAGGAGAAAGCUUACUAUCUCUUGCAUGCUCAGCUGGAUAUUAUGAACUGGCUCAAGUCUUAUUGGCAAUGAAAGCUAAUGUUGAAGAUCGAGGUAUCAAGGGGGACUGUACUCCAUUGAUGGAGGCUGCCAGUGGAGGAUAUGUGGACAUUGUCAAACUUCUCAUUGCUCAUGAUGCAGAUGUGAAUGCACAGUCCUCUGCAGGCAACACUCCUCUCCACUAUGCAGCAUGUGGUGGGUUUGAAGAUGUGGUACAGGAGUUGAUAGAAGCUGGAGCCAAUGUUGAGCAGCACAAUGAGAAUGGACACACCCCAUUGAUGGAAUCAGCCAGUGCAGGGCAUGUAGGCGUGGCUAGAAUUCUCCUUGCUGCUGGGGCAGGAAUCAACACCCACUCAAAUGAAUUCAAAGAGAGUGCUCUCACUCUGGCUUGUUACAAAGGGCAUUUGGAAAUGGUGAAGUUUCUGCUGGAAGCUGGGGCAGACCAAGAGCACAAGACAGAUGAAAUGCACACUGCAUUAAUGGAAGCAUCGAUGGAUGGCCAUGUAGAGGUGGCACGGCUUCUAUUAGACAGUGGUGCUCAGGUCAACAUGCCCGCAGACAGCUUUGAGUCGCCCCUGACAUUGGCCGCCUGUGGAGGUCAUGUAGAUCUGGCCGCUUUGCUGAUUGAACGAGGAGCCAACCUAGAGGAGGUAAAUGAUGAAGGAUACACCCCGUUGAUGGAGGCUGCCAGAGAGGGGCACGAGGAAAUGGUGGGGCUACUCCUGGCCAAUGGAGCUUACAUUAAUGCCCAAACAGAGGAGACCCAGGAGACGGGAUUGACCUUGGCUUGUUGUGGUGGAUUCUUAGAGGUGGCAGACUUUCUGAUUAAAGCAGGGGCUAACAUAGAGCUAGGUUGUAGCACGCCACUGAUGGAGGCUGCACAGGAGGGACAUCUUGAUCUCGUUCGAUAUCUCCUGAAAGCAGGUGCAAAUGUCCAUGCCACCACUGGUACAGGAGACACUGCUCUGACUUAUGCCUGUGAAAAUGGUCACACAGAUGUUGCAGAGGCUUUGCUAGAGCACGGAGCUGAACUGGAGCAUGAGUCCGAGGGAGGCAGAACACCACUGAUGAAGGCUGCAAGGGCUGGAUAUCUCUGUACUGUGCAAUUUCUUAUCAGCAAAGGGGCUGAUGUGAAUCGCGCAACCUCCACCAAUGACCAUACUGUUUUGUCACUGGCCUGUGCUGGUGGACAUCUGGCAGUUGUUGAACUUCUCCUGGCUCAUGGAGCUGACCCAGCUCACAAACUCAAGGAUGGAUCCACUAUGAUCAUUGAGGCUGCCAAAGGUGGUCAUACACAGGUUGUCAAGCUUCUCUUGGAGUAUCCAAACCGUGUGCUCAUGAAUUCCCCUGAAUCUGCCCUUGUGCCAUCUGAGACAAAUAUUCCAGAGUCUCGAGUUCCUGUACAAGGUUUGGGGAACAUUGUUCCACCUAGUGAUCCUAACUCUUCACCAGGUCAGAGUAACAUUACCUCUCUCCAAACAGCUGCACAAAAUGUGAUAAAAAAGGCUACUGAGAAGGAUUCUAAUCUUCCUCUGAGAAAUCCAGACCAAGUUUGGAAGAACAUGCAGAAGUCAGUUGGAAAAAGGAACCAUAACAAUAGUGGCAGUGAUAGCACAAGUAAACCAAGUAAAACAACCAGCAUACCUCCACCCCCUCCUCCCCCAGCUGUCACCCCUCAGUCUGGGGAUGGUACACCAACACCUCCACAGUAUGGAGACAUGGGGAAUCUGUCCGAUGAGGCUUUGGAUGUCAAGGCUAGUGAAAGGCUGGAGGCUAUCAUCAACAACGUGAUGGCGAAAGAACUUGAUAGUAGCUCAGCGACAAGGGAAGAGCAGAUUCUGAGGAAGCAGCAGAUUCUUCAUGAGCUGCAGAAAGUUGAGAAGGAACUUCAGGAGAAAGCACAGGCACAGUUGUUUUUGAGUGCUCAGCAUCAACUUGAGCAGCAACAACAACAGCAGCACCUGCAGCAUGUCCUGCAACAAGGGGCCAAAGUCCUACAGCGAACUCUGGAAGUGCAAGUCAAGAUAAAGCAGGAGGAAAACAGUGCAGAGGGGUCUUCAGCCGAGGAGAAGGUAGAGGGAGAAUCGCCAGCUAGUCCUCAGCCCUCCAACGACCUAGAUAAACAGGUUACCAGUCUGUUACCAGCGGAUGUUGCAGCUAGCGGCCAGAUUGUAUUCCCAAAUAUACCGUAUGAUUCCAAUCUGUUACCAGCAUCUUCUAGUCAACCUGUCGGUGUGCCCUCACCAGCUUCAUCUGAAGCAAGCACACCAAAGGAGAAUAAAGACUGGCCGCGCAACAAUGGAAAUACCCCUAAACGUGGAGCCAGUGCCAAAGGAGGCAACCGAACCAAAACUCCUAGCUCUAGUGCUCCCGCUACACCAACUGCAACCAUUGCUCCCCCGAAUGUGAUGUCUGGAGAUCAAAACAAAGGAAAUCAACCCAACCAGCAAGUAACACAAUCAACAGCUGGCAUCCAAUCACCAGCCAACAACAACUCUGCAGUGGCCCUAGCAACAUACCGACAACAAAUCCAAAACAUUGUUCUUCGACAUCAACAACAGCAACAGUUGCAACUUCAACAGCAGCAACAACAAAAUCCCCAACAACAGCAGAAUCAGUCACAACAACAAACGAUUCAGUUUCCACAGCUCCCUCAGUUACAACUGACCCCAGAACAGCAAGAACACCUACUUACUAUGUUGUCUCAACAAACCUUCCAACCCCAGAUAACCAACCCCUCUAUACCCUGUCAACAGGUACCUCAGCAGGUCCCACAACAACAAUUUGCACAGCAACCCAUGAUCCAACAGCCUCUACAGCUGAUCCAGCCACCACAGCCAAUGACUCAGCAGCAACAACAGCAACUCUUGCAGCAACAGCAACAAGCUCAGAUACUGACACAGCAGUUACAGCAACAGAUUAAGCCCCCACAACCAGCACCACCGCAGACAGCCAAUGUACAGAAGAAUGCUCGCAACAAACGACAUCUGUACAACAACCAGCAACAGGCAACAAGCAAUGGGAACAUGCAGGGUAUUGAGACCAUAACUCCACCUCCUUCCACCCCACUGACACCUAAUCCUUCUCCAGCUUCACCGCAAAGCAUCUCCCCACUCUGUACCCCAGAUCUAGAUGCCCAGACGGAGAGCAAUCAUGACACGGCCCUGACAUUGGCAUGUCAUGGAGGACACUCUGAGCUUGUUAACUUAUUGCUGUCAAAAGGAGCCGACAUAGAGCACAGGGACAAGAAAGGUUUUACACCAUUGAUUCUGGCCGCAACAGCAGGGCAUGUUGAUGUUGUUGAGAUUUUGUUGGAGUCCGGGGCAGAUAUGGAGGCCCAGUCAGAAAGAACAAAAGACACCCCUCUGUCUUUGGCUUGCUCUGGUGGGCGAUAUGAGGUUGUUGAGCUUUUGUUGUCCAAGGGUGCCAACAAGGAGCACAGAAAUGUUUCUGAUUAUACGCCUCUUAGUCUGGCUGCCUCUGGAGGAUAUGUUAACAUCAUCAAACUUCUUUUAUCUCAUGGGGCAGAAAUCAACUCGAGGACGGGUAGUAAGCUUGGGAUUUCUCCUUUGAUGUUGGCUGCUAUGAAUGGACACACCGCAGCAGUGAAACUUCUGUUGGACAUGGGAAGUGACAUCAAUGCACAGAUAGAGACAAACAGGAAUACAGCUUUGACACUGGCAUGUUUCCAAGGUAGACAUGAAGUAGUGAGUCUGUUGGUGGACAGAAAAGCCAAUAUUGAACAUAGGGCUAAGACUGGUCUAACUCCCUUGAUGGAGGCUGCUUCUGGUGGUUAUGUGGAGGUGGGAAGAGUCUUAUUGGACAAAGGGGCUGAUGUCAAUGCUCCUCCUGUCCCCUCCUCCAGGGACACAGCACUGACCAUUGCCGCAGACAAAGGACACUACAGAUUUGUAGAACUUCUUCUGUCCAGGAAUGCUGCAGUAGAUGUGAAGAACAAAAAGGGAAACUCUCCUCUCUGGCUUGCAUGCAAUGGUGGUCAUCUGGAUGUUGUCCAGUUGUUGGUAUCGGCAGGAGCUGACAUUGACAGUCAAGACAAUCGUAAAGUCUCGUGCUUAAUGGCAUCAUUUCGUAAAGGUCAUGUGAAGGUCAGCAAGUGGAUGGUAAAGCAUGUUAACCAGUUUCCUUCUGAUCAGGAGCUGUCAAGAUAUAUUGCCACUGUAUCUGACAAGGAACUCCAAAAGAAGUGUCAACAGUGCAUGGAGAUCAUUGUAAGUGCAAAGGACCGACAAGCAGCAGAGGCCUUCAAAAAUGCUAAUAUCUUACUGGAGGAAUUGGACAAGGAGAGGCAACAUGAAGAAAACAAAAAGGCGGCAGCAGCCAAAAAGAGAGAGAGAAAAAAGAAGAAAAAGAAGGAAAAACAACUAGAAAAAGAAGAUGUUAAAGAUCUGGAUGAAGAAGAGGAUACGAACAGCAACAGUAAGAAUUCAACACCAGAACCAGAAAAUUGUGUGAAUGACAGUUACCAGCCAGAAAAGGAAGAGAAUUUAGAUCUUGAUGAAAGGAUUCCCUUACAGCCUCCAAUGGCCACUGUAGUGUCUACAAUUGGCACUUUGUUGCCAAGUGCCAGUGAGCCAACAUACAGCAAGUCUGGAAGAAACAAGAAUAACAAUCGCAUUGCUGAAACUUCUUCAAUGAGUUCUGCGGAAUCAAGAAAGAACAAAAGGAAUCGAAAGGAGAGGGAGAGAGUGUCUGAUGUGGAGAAUGUCCCAGUUCCAGUCAGCACCACAGUGUCUCUCACUACUGCUACCACUACUACCAACCACUCCUCGGCAGGACAAAAUGACAACACCAACAGGAAGAAAAAGGGGGAUAACUCAGUAUCAUCAGCAUUUGGAUCAGGUAUUGGGGAUCUGGAUGACUUUGGGACUCUUCCGGAGACUUUCAAAAUCAGUGACAGGGAGGUAGAGAAAAUGAGAAAGAAUGUGGAGAAAACCAAACUGGAUAAAUCUGACCAUGUGUUGCAUGUCAACAAACAGAAUGGUGAGAAUGUGUCGCCUACUGUUCACAGCCUCCAUGUGAAGUCAACUCCUGUGAUAGCUAGCCCGAAGAAAGGUCAGAAGAAGGAGGAGGGAUGGAAAGAGGUUGUUAGAAGACCAAUCUCCUGCAAGUCCAAAAAAGUGCAAGUGCCGUCAUCAGCCAUCAGUCGUGUGAUUGGACGUGGGGGAUGUAACAUCAAUGCUAUACGAGAGGUGUCUGGUGCCCAUAUUGAAGUGGAAAAACAACGUGGAUCGGGAGAGAGGGUCAUUACCAUCAAGGGCACUGUGGAUGGAACCAAGCAGGCUCACACUCUCAUCUCUGCUUUGAUAGCAGACCCAGACAAAGAUUUGCAGGAGCUUAUACCUAAAAAUAAGAACAAAACCAGCACUAAAGAUCAGUCCAUGUUCUUUAAUCCUGAGACUUUGAUGCCUCCUGCUUCAACACCUGGUCAAACACCAAACUCCAACACUAAGAUAACCUCUAACACUAGAAACAUGGGUCCUCGUGGUCAAAAUCAGUCUAGCAAUGCUCGACCUCAAACAACUGUCAGUAGUUCUGUUCCCAUUUCAUCAAUGGUGUGGGGAGGUCCUCCGUCACAACCUCCAAUAACAUCCCCAAGGAGAAGUCAACUGAAGCAGGCUUCCUCUGUUCAACCAGGGCAGAUCAACCUUGAGAAAAAUGUCACUCGCCAACUGUUUCCCAAUGAAACCAAGAACCGGGGAGGGUUUGGAAUACCGCCUAGUACCAGCAGUAAUACAACUGUUUCUUAUACUCUGGCUUCUUCUACCUCCAAAGUGACAACUUCAGGUUCCCCUAUCUUUGCUCUUAAACCAGAUACCAAUAAACAGGCAAUGUCCAACAAGGCAGGACAUAUACGUCCACCAGUUCCAGGCAAUAUUAAGGUACUGCAGCGGCCAGGAAGUGGGCAUAAGCAAGAUCCACAACCACUACCCAUUAUCAGUGGUCAGCAGAAUGGACCUACUGCUCCCCCUAUCAUUGGCCCUAAUGGACAGUUUUUGCCACCAAAUUCUCCUGCCGCAUCAUUUUCUCCUUUCAAUAAUUUAUUCAGCAAUGUUGCUGAUCAGCUACUGAAAAAAGACGAUGCAUCUGAGAGAAUGAAUUUUGCCAGUGUUGCAGCUGCUGGAGUAAUUGGCAGUCUCACCAAUUCCAGCUCUGCCUCAGAUUUAGCUCCCACGAAGGUUGAUCCACAGCUUCAGGCCAAAGCUCCUGGAUUUAGACCUGUCAGAAACCCAUCACCACACGAAAUAGAAAUGAGAUUUAAGGGAAUGCAAUUGACACCUCAAAUGAUGAAUGAAAUGGACAGUAGAAUGUUCCGUGCGAGCAUGCCUAAUCAGUCGCCGUCAAUGUCUCCAAGAUCUAGUACGUCUACACCAAAUACCAAUAUGUCCCCACGAAAUCAGACUAAUGCUAGUCUUGAUUCAGGUCACAUUUCAUCUACAGCCAAUCAGAAAGAGGAAUACACAACACCAUCUCAGCCCAUGACUCUGCCUAAGAUUGAGAGUACGCUCAAUCCUAAUGCUCCAGAUUUCACUUCACGUCAAGCAGGUGGUCCUCCAAAUCACCCAGGAGGAAACAUGCCACCCAACAACCUGGCUAUGGGAUAUCUUCUGUACCAACAGGCACUGGCUCAGCAACUACAAAACCUAGGUGGCCCAGGACCUAACUUGUUGUCACCAGGGAUGAUAUCUCAGCAGGAAUUUGCGAACUUGAUCCAUCAGUUUGUAGCAAGUGGACAGGCUCAGCCUCCUGCAGGAUCAUCCCCACCAGUUGGGGUCCCAACAAGUGGCAACACAGUCCCCUCAGGCCUGGGUGUUCCAGGACAACCCCCCGUGCCACCACGCCCUUUCUCUCCCUUAACACAAGGGCGGCCCAGUAGUGCUCCAUUAAUGGGUGGGAUGCCAAGAGAUGGAAAUUCCCCAGGACCUAUUGGAGCCCCUCCACCUGCUGCAUCACCCCUGACCGUGUCCCCUCAGAUGUCUGAUCAGAUUAAGUCAGAGGACAGGAGACCUGUAGGACCUAUAGGAGGAGAGAGGCCCAUGGGUCCUAUUGGUGGAGAGAGGGCACAACGACGAGCCCCAGGCCCUGUUUCAGCAACGCCCAUUUCUGUCGCAAAUGACUACACCCCAGCAUUUUGGAACAUUGCCACAGAACUGAGUAUGCAGUGGGGCCCUGUGAGUUCUUCCUCCUCUAUACAUGACAGCAGUACUUCUGUUGUAACCUCUAGUGAAGGAGGGAUGGCAUCACUGAAAAACCAUGCAGACUUUUUAGAGGGGCGAGACUUGUCUGACCAACAAAUGGAUAAAGUUCUUAAUACAUCUAUAGGUAUGGAGUACUACAAUAAAGGCAUGGGCCCGGGGGGAAGUGGUCAGUUCUCUCAGCAGAAUUUUAUUCCUGGUCCAGUAGGGGAUGGAAUGCCAAAUAAUAUGUGGAAUCCACAGACGAAGGGACAGGUUUCUGAAGCUUCUGAUAAAGUGAUGUGGAAUUCCUGGAGUUCGCAGACCAGCAUGUAAUGGUUGAUUUUAUCGAAGAUGGAUGUGGUUAUUUUUUCCUUUGUUAAUUGGCUUGAUUUUGACACUGAUGACACAUGUAAUAUGAUUAUUAUGUAUGUAGCAUGUGGACAUGAAAUUGUCUUAUUAUGAUUGUAGAAAUGAAAACAGAAUGCUUGCAUCAUUUUCUUUGUUAUUUGUCAACGCUGAUAGCAUUUCCCAUUUGGAGACAAAUAUCUAGUUGUAUGUAUUCAAGGUGUAUAAAUAAAAAAGAAUACCUUGGAAUUCAUAGUGUUGAUGUAUUUGUCUUCCUUGAUGAGUCAAAUAUGUAAUAUACAAAUACAACAGUACAGGUUUUAUGAUACAUGUGGUUUAGAUUGUAAUUUGGAGAAGAAUAAAAGGGAUAAACCAACUGAU